UUAUGCUACAACUGGACACACAUACGAUCACAUAACUUUGUAUGAAAUUCACACACAUACAAUUCAUCUUGAUUUUUGGUGUAUCGUCUCUCCGACAAAUAUUUUAGAAUUUCAAAACAAAAUAGAAAUGUGGACACUGCAAAACGGUUGGGUGACCUUAUACCUGGCUGCAUUACUUAUCAGCACGAAGGUGACCUGGGGCCAACAAAGGACUUGUACUGGAUCGGGGGAGACCUGCGUCGUCCUCUCUUCGUGUCCCCCACUCCUCAAGCUUCUCGAGCCACCCGUUGAUUUUGAUAACCUUCGCAAGCUGCAAGAAUCGACUUGCGACGAGGCCGGAGCAGAACCCAAGGUUUGCUGCGUUAUUAAACGGGAGGAGGGAAAAAGUCAAGGAGGAGAUAAGGGCUCAUCGACACUGGAUCGGAUUCUAAAUCAUAAAAAUUUGCACCUUCUUCCAACCUCGACAUCUUGUGGAAAGUCAGACCCCGUCGAACUCACGCCGGACAGAGUGGCUGGAGGGACGGAUGCAGGACUAGGUACUUAUCCAUGGAUGGUGCUGGUGGGGUAUACGAUGACAUCCAGUAGUGGUAAACCAGGCCCAAUUCAGUAUGGGUGUGGUGGAACGUUGAUAAAUUCGAAUUAUGUCUUGACCGCGGCCCACUGCGUGUCGGGGCUUCCUGCCGGAUUUUUGCCGACCAUUAUUCGCGUCGGAGAGUACAAUCAAACCGCGGAUGUUGAUUGUGCUGAGAACGUUUGCGCCCCCAAAGCACAAAAUAUACCGAUCGCGGAAACAAUCGCGCAUGAAAGCUAUGAUGUCACGGAGAAGAAGGAGAAUGACAUUGCGAUCAUAAGGAUGAAAAAACAUGUUGCAUUGGGGCCGUUCGUUGCUCCAAUUUGUCUUCCUCACGGGGAGCGAUUGCAAAAAGUAUCGGUCCGACCGUGGGUUGCGGGCUGGGGUCGCACCACUGCAGAUAAUCCAGACCAAACCGCUGUGCUCCAACAUGUCAGCGUCCCUUUUCAAUCCAUGGAGAAAUGCAACGAAUUGUACGGCGCUGCCCUCGGGAAUGAAGUUGAUGAUGGCAGGUUUUGUGCUGGUGGGGAGAAGGGGAAGGACUCAUGCAAAGGUGAUUCAGGUGGACCGCUGAUGCUCGCACUCAAGGCGAAAAGUGCAAAUUGGGCGUUACGCGUGUUUCAAUUCGGCGUGGUAAGUUUGGGCCCGAAGGACUGCGACACGUCCGCAUUUCCAGCUUUGUACACCAAAGUCUCACAUUUCAUGCCUUGGCUGCUGGACCACCUCAAACCAUAAGCACAGUUAAAAUUUCUUAACAAUAUUUUAUUUUAGAGUAUAUAAUCCUCAGGAUAAGAAGAAUGCAUUUUAUUUUAAUUGGAUUUACUGUGUAAUGUACAGGUUCAUAAUAAUAAGUAAUAAACAGUGAGACUUUAUA
This is a messenger RNA of Folsomia candida, 1445 nucleotides long. Its product is annotated as CLIP domain-containing serine protease 2. The record is from RefSeq and is a predicted model, not a curated record. Gene Ontology annotation, biological process: proteolysis. The coding region runs from base 128 to 1306 and encodes 392 amino acids. The transcript is spliced from 9 exons. Lineage: Eukaryota; Metazoa; Arthropoda; Collembola; Entomobryomorpha; Isotomidae. Gene Ontology annotation, molecular function: serine-type endopeptidase activity.